Adineta steineri is the source of this 441-nucleotide messenger RNA. The record is from the annotation of a GenBank genome assembly. Lineage: Eukaryota; Metazoa; Rotifera; Eurotatoria; Adinetida; Adinetidae.
AUGCAUGAAGCACUUGAAGGAAUUUAUAUUGAAGGAAAAAAGAUUGGUCAAGAACAUGAAGCUCAAUGGAUUAUUGAUCAUUAUGUACCAAUUACAAAGCAAUUGAAUGAAAAGAUUUUUCAAGCAUGUGUUCGUCUAUAUACAGCAGAAAGUUUUGUAUAUCGUCUUAUUAAUACGGCUUUACGUUAUAAUGAUCUAACUAAAGUGGAUACACUUGGUGCAUUUUGUUAUUUAUUAUUUCAAUUUAAUUUUGCACAAGAAUUUAAUGAUUUAAAAUUCUUAGGUCGUGUUUAUCGUGUAUUAUUUAUUAUUGAUAUUGAUGAAGAUAGUGCUUAUUCUUCGGCAAGAUCUAUUGCCAAUUUAUCGAUGUAUCCACAUGAAGAUGAAGUAUUAUUAAGAUCAGGAACACAUUUUAUUAUCAAUAAAGUUCAUCAUCAAUAA